AUGGGCCUAAUACACCACUGGGGCUACGUUGGAGAAGAACACAUUGCUCAGACUGAGGACGGCUGGCUUCUAAAGUUACAUCGAAUACCGCAAGGUAUAAACGAAUAUAGUAAAACUUCAAACAAGCCAGUAAUUAUUCUACAACAUGGUUUACAAUGUUCAAGUGACAACUGGGUGUUGAACUUGCCUCAUCAAAGUGCCGGCUUUGUGUUUGCUGACGAAGGGUUUGAUGUAUGGAUGGUAAACUCGCGUGGUAAUACGUAUACAGAACAUACCAAGUAUAAAAGAGAUGAUGAAGAGUUUUGGAAGUUUACGUAAAUUGUCAUACUUAUUUUAAUACGAUCAAAUUUUCGCUUAUGAACUUAAAAAUCAGGUUCAAAAAACAUUUUAUCAAUUUUAAAAUGUAAUUUUAGAAGCGAUGACAUGCAAAAAUACGAUCUCCCAGCAGUGUUUGACCUGAUCGAAAAGGUGACCAAUCAAUCUCAUUUCUACUAUCUUGGCCACAGUCAAGGCACUUAUAUAAUGUUUGCCAAACUCUCCGAAGACUUCAACUUCAACCAUCGAAUCAAGAAGUUCUUUGCCUUAGGGCCAGGAAUUCGAUUUAAAAACAUCAAAGGUUCAUUUGAUUUCCUAUAUGAUACUACCACCUACCCAAUAACCUCUUCAUUAUGGAACUCUUUAGCCUAUUCGCAGUUAGGCAAGCCUAUUUUAAGUCAAGAAACUGUGAAGAUAUUGACAGAUUGGACUUGUAAAACACCAUUACAACGACAAUAUUGUGCUCACGUGUUUUAUUGGUUUUGUGGACCGAGUACUACGACUAAUACUACUAGAAUGCCAGUUUAUACCACUCACAUACCUGCUGGAAGCUCUACAGCUAAUGUACAGAAGUAUUGUCAGAGCAGAGAUAAAGAUACGGGUGGUUUCAGAAAGUAUAGGUAUCCAACUGUUGAAGAGAACUUGAAGGAAUAUGGACAAGUAAGUAAAACAAUAUGUAUACGGAUGUUAUAUAAUAGUUUGUAAGAUAUUUUACAACUUUUGUUACUUAUUUUAACCUUUUUUAGCUUUGAAAAACACUCUUUAGAUAAAAAUAUACAAAUGUCAAUUUACAUUGACAAAAGUUAUAGCUUGAUUGUUUCUCUUGGUUAAAGUAAUGCCAAUCAAAAUACGAUCAUAAACAUGAUAACACCUAUCUACCAGCAAAAUAAAGUUUAAAAAAUCAAAGAUAAUGCCAAAAAAAAACAUGACACUUUCAGAUCGAUCCUCCAUUUUACAACUUGACUAACCUUAAUGUACCGUUGUACUUAUACAGUUGUCCAGAUGACCAUCUGACUACUCAGAAACAACUUGAUGAAGAUUUGAUACCUAGUUUAAGGCCGGGAGUACUAAAAGAAGACAAUCGAUACCCAGGUCUUAGUCAUAUGGACUUACUGUGGAGUUUAAAUGCUACUGAAAGGGUCUACAAGAAAAUUAUUGAGACGAUACGAUUGGACGUGUUGUAG
Molecule: messenger RNA, 1499 nt
Organism: Bursaphelenchus okinawaensis
Lineage: Eukaryota; Metazoa; Nematoda; Chromadorea; Rhabditida; Aphelenchoididae
Source: the annotation of a GenBank genome assembly